Messenger RNA from Postia placenta MAD-698-R-SB12, 822 nucleotides. RefSeq lists its product as hypothetical. The coding region runs from base 65 to 631 and encodes 188 amino acids. NCBI's taxonomy places the organism in Eukaryota, Fungi, Basidiomycota, Agaricomycetes, Polyporales, Adustoporiaceae. The transcript is spliced from 7 exons. The record is from RefSeq and is a predicted model, not a curated record.
CGUCUCUAUUUAUUCCAGUCAUAUCUGCCACCCUGUUGACCUGCUUUGCAUCUAAGUAUCUCCUAUGAGCCGCACCAACUUUGCUACCUCAUUCGCCCCCUAUACCCCACCACCAGAUGAUCCCUCCUAUGCGUCCUCUUCCAAGCCCGCUUCUCGGCCAUGGCUCCCAAGACAGUCUGCGCAGCAGCCGGCCUCUUACCAGUCUGGAGGCAUACCGACCUUCAAUACAUCACAAGCCGGCGGUCUCGGCGCCGUAGAGACUGAGGCUGAGAGUGGAAGCAGCAUCUGGGAGACACGGUAUGAUAUGAGAGUCGACGUGUUGGCUGCUUUCGCAUAUAUCUUAGGUCCCAUCUCUGCAUUGCUAUUACUGAUUCUAGAGACUCAUAAUGACUAUGUGCGGUUUCAUGCAUAUCAAUCUGCUCUGCUAUCAACACCCCUCGUUCUCCUACGGGUAUUAGCUACUGUCUUGCAAUUCUCGUCCGUCAUAUGCACCUUCUUCACCCUCUUCAUUGUGGUGUCCUUGCUUUACAUGACGUGGCAAGCCUGCAUUGAUGCUGCACGGCAUGGCCUCGUUCGCUUCCAGAUACCAGUCAUAGGCCCGAUUGCGGACCGUUGGGUGUCAGAGGAAUGAAUCCGACGUCGCUUGGUCUCGCUCUGCCGACUGACACGCUUGUACGUACCAAAGCGCGAUCGUCUCUACGCCAGUGCCCGUGGUGAUGACGAGAAUAGAUUGUUAGUCAUGCGUGCAAUACGAAGGCAAAAUAAAAAUCGUGAUACAGAACGAUGCAAGAAACUUCAAUAUAGUCAGGAUCCAGCCUGUGA